This is a messenger RNA of Angiostrongylus costaricensis, 1062 nucleotides long. Lineage: Eukaryota; Metazoa; Nematoda; Chromadorea; Rhabditida; Metastrongylidae. The record is from the annotation of a GenBank genome assembly.
AUGUCAGCUGCACAGGGUGACGUCAUAGUUGGCAACGUGAAAAGUCUUGUCAAUCGAUUGUCGAAGGAUUUUUCAGCCAGCAAGCCGCCACUUUCCGUUCAGGAAUCACGGAAGACGCCUCAGCCAUUGCAGCAUGUCAUAACAACGUUUGCUUACUCAGCUGCGCAAGACGAUGAGCUCUCUCUCGAGUUGGGUGAUAUCAUCGAGGUGUUAGAAGAAGUUGAGGAUGGUUGGAGCCGCGGACGUCAGUUACGUACCAAUAUCAUUGGCAUGUUCCCCACAAACUUCGUGAAACCGAGCGGUUCGAGUAUCAGAAGAGUUUCUUCGUCAACAAUACGAGAAGAGGAGAAAGUGGUAAUUAGAGCACCAGUGAAUGCCGAUCAACCGGAGGCGAAUCGGCGUACCCCUUCGGUUGUUGGAGGGGUGAAUACCGUUGCAGGGAAAGCUCAAACUGAGGUUAAGGAUGAGCCGAAAACCAAAGAAAUGGCCAGAGUCAAAUUCGAAUACGAACCUCAACAUAGUGAUGAACUGCGUCUUGGAGAGAUCGGUCAGCUAAUAACUAUUAUUCGAAAGGACUGUGGUGAUGCUGGAUGGUUUGAAGGUGAAAUCAAUGGUCGACGCGGUCUAUUUCCGGACAACUUUGUUGAACUUGUCCAAGUUCCCAUUAACACGCAGUCGGGGGUGGUUUACCAUACACCUCCGCCGCAACAUUUUAAAGUGGUGGCGAAACCUCCUAUGGUGAAUCCCGUAGGAAUGAUUCCGCCUGCUGUGCCAGCCAAACCGCUGAAACAAAAACUUUCUGAUAGUUCGAUGUCCAUCAAUGGAUCUAGUGCAUUAAUUCCAUCUACGACAACUGUAACCAAUCCAUCGCAUGUAAUGCCGUGCAAUGUAAAACACCAAAGCUCUGCUUUUGCAGCAGCAAGGGAUCGUAUUUCGAAGGUAGGAAUUUGUAUUGAACCAAUAUUUUUGUUUGUUAUUAAUAUCCUCUAUUUUCAAAGUGCCAUGUCUAGAAUUAUUUUAGGAUAUGAUUAUUGGGCAACCUGUACGUCGUUCGUUUGCUGA